CUCGCGAAGAAGCCAGAAAUAGCCUCGAAUCGUUCGUAUAUCGGGUCCAGGAACUUCUUUCUGAUAAAGAUCUUAUUAAAGUUACUACCGAGAAACAACGCUUAGAGCUAUCUUCGAAAGCAUCGGAAACGUCAGAUUGGUUAUAUGGGGAGGGAGAAGAAUCAUCAACAGAAGAGUUUCAAAUACGUCUCCGCAAUCUUAGGUCACUCGAACAGCCAAUCACAUAUCGGUAUGAAGAACUCACUCGACGUCCCGACGCUAUUCGUGCAAUCCAAUCUGUCAUCAAAAAAACUCGAGAAUUUAUUGAUCAAUUGCUGUUAAAUUCAACUACUGAAGAUCAAUUGAUUGCAGACGCGGAUCUCGACAGAUUGAUGUCAGUGUGUCGUAGAGUUGAGCAGUGGCUUGAUGAAAAAUUAUUUGAACAAGAAAGGAUUCCUUUACAUAUUGAUCCAGUCUUGACUUCGUCCGAUAUUGAAAAAAAGGUACGAGAGAUAGAACGUGAACUACUGUUCUUAGCUACCAGGAAACCACCCAAGAAUACUCCUAGAUCCAACGAUUCUCAGAGUACUAGUAGUGCGGACAAAUCCGAAUCUGCUAGUCAGACAACCGCACUUACUGGCGAGACGACAUCAACGAACAUUCCACACGAAGAAUUGUAG
Molecule: messenger RNA, 659 nt
Organism: Acaulospora morrowiae
Lineage: Eukaryota; Fungi; Glomeromycota; Glomeromycetes; Diversisporales; Acaulosporaceae
Source: the annotation of a GenBank genome assembly